Molecule: messenger RNA, 1764 nt
Organism: Fusarium mangiferae
Lineage: Eukaryota; Fungi; Ascomycota; Sordariomycetes; Hypocreales; Nectriaceae
Exons: 3
Coding region: 1-1764 (587 amino acids)
Source: RefSeq, a predicted model, not a curated record
AUGAAACUCCAGACGGUGCUCCAGGCGCUGUUAAUCGCUGGGGUCUUUGGGGAACCCUUGACUAAUUCGACCCACGAUGUUUCGAGCGGAGACGAUGACCCGAGCGUAAUGAAGAACCGUGCAGGUUGGGUCAACCCGGAGGACUUGUCACCAAUGCCGCAGUGUAUCGCGCAACAGGAGCAGUCCGCUUGGUUGGAUGCCAUGACAAAGUGCACUCGCCACCGCUGCACUUCCGCCGAGUUCUCGCCCAGCGUUGUUAAGCGCUACAGCAAAUACUGUAGCAGGUCGGUCCUCGCAAAGGCACAGCUUCAUCACUGGAUUCAGGCGACAACUGGUAGAAACUGGCUUGUUGAUGUUGGAGAUACGAAUAGCUUGCAAAGCCUAUCACCCAAAAGUCUGACCGACGGAUAUGCAUCCGUAGACAUUGCCAAUAAAGCGCCAGCGUGCCUGAGAGACUCGCCCUCCGCCGGGACCCGAGAGACAUUCGACCAUGUCAUCGGCUCCUGCAGCUUCACGGCUACGACACAACAUACCGGGAAUGCAGCUCGUCCAUGGGAGUACAACAGCCGGCGAAACUCCAUGACAUCUCUCAGUUUCGACACCGCAAGCUACGACCUGACCAGCGAUCAUGUUCCCACGGGAGAGUAUUUCGACAAAGCCUGUUUUUGCAACACCUUUGCUAUGCCCCAGCACGAAGAACCAUGCUCUUCAUCGAGCCCGGAGGAUCUCGACACCCAGCGGCGAUGGAUGAACGAAACUUGCGGUUACACGUGGCGUGAGCCGCCGCGACUUCAACCUCGUGAUAUGAUCCCAUGGCGAUGGAGGAUCUACCCCAGAUCCGCGGAAGGCGAUGCGCAAUGCCCUUCCAAUGAAUGGAAGCUGAUGAGUAUCGGCUUGGUCAACUUGGUAACAUUCUUUGCUGUACUCCACGCCAACAAUUCACGGCAGAGUCACACCACCAAUUCCCGUCCGCUAUUCUACAACUCAGCGCGAUGGAUCUUGGGAGGAGUUCUUCUCGGGUGCAUCCACCUGCUCGCCAAUUUAGCCAACACAACCAUCGUCCAGAAUACCCCUGGCUACAAGGACGUUCCCGCCAUACAGCUCAUGUUGCUUUGGUGUUCACUACCUCGCCUCAGCUGGCUUCCCAUCUCGUCUCACGGCACCAAGAAUCCGGAGUUCCAGGACAUGACUUCCUCGAUGUCUGCAAUGUUUGCGGAAGCGAUCCUUCAGGCCUUCUCAUUCUACCACAUAAGUUUGACAGUGAACUAUGGUCGUAUCCACAACUUUUACUUCGGAGCUUUGUCAAGGGCGGCAAGAUCACCAUUUGCUGCACUCAUGUUUGGCGGUGCACUUCUAUGGCUGUUCGUUGUUGCGAUGAUGGCUGUACCUGUCAUACGUACGAUACGAACUCCCGGCAAGCUUACUGAGAAAGAAGAUGGUGAAUCGGGUGCGGACUCGAAGGAGUGCACGAGACCAAAGGAGGAGGAAUGUCUGUUACCAAAGUCGCAAACGGGAUCUGGAGGUCACAACUACGGGACCCUUCCUGCUGAAGUCGAGUCUCUUGCUCCGUUCAUGAGACGCCAUUCACGACUUCACAUGACCUUGGCCAUGGGAGUACCUGUUCUUUGGCUUGCGCAAUGGUUAUUCUGGAUCGGAUUCAUCGGACUGAGCUCCCAUGAUUUCUGCCUUCCAUCGGUAGAGACUCUGACGGGCGUUUGGCUAGCCUCCUCUUUGGGAAGCGUCAUUAUUAGAUCUUAUCUGUGA